Molecule: messenger RNA, 1733 nt
Organism: Scleropages formosus (Asian bonytongue)
Lineage: Eukaryota; Metazoa; Chordata; Actinopteri; Osteoglossiformes; Osteoglossidae
Gene: cdca7b
Product: cell division cycle associated 7b
Exons: 10
Coding region: 105-1385 (426 amino acids)
Biological process (GO): regulation of DNA-templated transcription
Cellular component (GO): nucleus
Source: RefSeq, a predicted model, not a curated record
CCCUCGCGUUGGCGCCGCGGUGCCGCGCACCCGUGUUGUUCUUUAAACCGCUCGUUGCGGCCGUGUCCUGAACCCUGAAGAACGUUAAUGCGGUUCGUUGAGCGAUGCAGAACCAGAAAGCAGGAGCUCUAGCAGAAAUCUUCACGAGCCCCAGCGAUGAAGAGGAUUUCAUCGGUUUCGGGGUUGCGCCCUCACUGAACCCGUCGGCGGACGGCGGGGACUGCUGGCGCACGGCGCAGUCGGGAAAACCGGGCCUGUGUUUCCAGUCCAGGUUCAUCACGGAUGAGCUGGUGCGCAUCUUCUCCGAGGAGACGGACAGCGAGGAGGAGGAGUUUGAGGGGUUCGGCUGGGACGGGAGCCCUCGCCUCAGCAGCUGGAUGACGGCCAUGCCCGAGACGGAGGAGGGCAGCGACGAGGACACCGGGUUCUACUCCGAAGGGGAGUCCAAGGUCCCAGCGAGGAGGAGGAGUUCGGGUCUCUGCGUGGCCUUCAGGUUCCCCUCGAAAAAGGGCCUGGGAAACAGGGAGCGGAGGCCCUUGGGAAAGUGGGCGGAGACAAAUCUGGAUGGGGCUGGCAGGCGGUCCAAGGGGCGGGACGGGUCGAUGACGCCACCUUCUCGAUGGAGUCCCGGGCUGGAGCCCAACGAGGAGACCGAGGAGCUGAGAGCUCAGGCCGAGCGAGCCAGGAACAUCGAGGAGAACAAGGCAAUGCUUGCAAAACUGUUUGCGGACCUGAACUCGAUGCCGGAGCUUUUGCCCAUGAAGACAUCGAGGAAGAAGAGGAGGAUCUCCCGAAAGGAGCGUCUCUCCAAGGGCGUGGGUGAACGUCGAAACCCGAUGCGCAGCGCGAGACCUCCGGAGCGUUUCGCAGUCGAGGAGCCGCCGAUCAAGGAGCUCAACAGCUACCAGAGGGUGAACGUGCAGAAACUGCUGGAGGUGAACGAGGGUGGCUGCAAGAGGAAGUCGUACAGAGCCAAGAGGAAGCAGAAGACGUCCCGCCUGGCGGAGGACAUCACCGAGGAGGAGCUGGAGAACGUGGCGCUUGCGUCGAAGGACAAGAUCCACGACAAACAGAACGGAUCGACGUGCCACCAGUGCAGGCAGAAGACCCUGGACACGAAGACCGUGUGCAGGAACCCUUCCUGCGGGGGCGUCGGGGGCCAGUUCUGCGGGCCCUGCCUCCGUAACCGCUACGGGGAGGACGUCCGCACGGCCCUGCUGGACCCGGGCUGGCAGUGUCCGCGGUGCCGCGGCAUCUGCAACUGCAGCCUGUGCCGCAGGCAGGACGGCCGAUGCGCCACCGGCGCCCUCGUCGGCUUGGCCAGGUUCUACGGCCACAACAACGUUCGGGAGUACCUGGACAGCCUGCAGAGGGAGCUGUCGUGAGAGGAGCGUUGGCCGACGCACCGCCUGGUUUUUGGGUCCAAGCCCGGGGGCCUUUGUGGCGCGGAGCUCACGAGUCAGUACUGCAAGGGGACGCCACUUACGCCGCUUUCUUUCUAGUGUUAGCUCUAGGUUACGUUUCGAGAAUUCCUCGGGAUGCAAUAGAACGGCAUCAAAGUUGCACACUUACAACAUUGGUGUUAAUAUUGAAAUGGAACAUUAUGCAAAAGAAACAGACUUGUUUUAUAAUGUUACGGUAACACAGUGUUAUAUAAAGGAAACAUCUGGUUGCCACCUUGGCAACAAAAUUCUGUUUUGUUCUUUUGAGUUGAAUAAAAAAAAAAAACUGUG